AUGGGAAGAUCUCCAUGCUGUGAUGAAAUUGGUUUGAAGAAAGGUCCUUGGACACCUGAAGAAGAUCAGAAGCUUGUUAACCACAUUCAAAAAUAUGGUCAUGCAAGCUGGAGGGCACUUCCAAAACUAGCAGGACUCAACAGGUGUGGCAAAAGUUGCAGGUUAAGGUGGACGAACUACUUGAGGCCUGACAUUAAAAGAGGAAAAUUUUCCAAAGAAGAAGAACAAACAAUUUUGGAUCUCCAUGCCAUCCUUGGAAACAAAUGGUCCGCAAUAGCAAGUCACUUACCUGGUAGAACAGAUAAUGAAGUCAAGAAUUUUUGGAACACUCAUCUGAAGAAGAAGCUGAUUCAAAUGGGUUAUGAUCCAAUGACACACCAGCCUCGAACUGAUGAUAUCAUCUCAGGCUUGUCUCACCUAAUAGCACUGGCUAACCUGAAAGAACUUUUGGAUCAUCACCAUCAACCAUGGGAACAAAGCCUAUCAAGGCUUCAAGAAGAGGCCAUCCAAUUGGCCAGGCUCCAAAGCUUACAGCAACACCUCUUGCUGCCACAAGCUUCAUUCACAGAGGCAGAUCCUAACACAGUUAAUAGUAUAACAAACAGUACCUCUUUGAUGAACAAGGACACCACCAUCAAUGUUUCAAAUGAUACUAGUUCUAUGUCAUCUAAUGGAAUUGGCAGUGCCCAAUUCGUUAAUGAUUCCAUCCCUUUCUCUCACAUGCCUGAGUUGAAAACACCACCUUCUUGUUCCUAUGAAGCGCCAUUAAGUAAUAAAGACAUGGUUCAAUUCUAUCAAGCAGAAAGUUACCCUAAUUCUCCAUGGCUUCUUUCGUGUUCAAGCACUACCCCUUCUUCUCCUUCUUCCCAUGUUGUUCCACCAGUUACGACGGAGGUUUCAUUGACUAAUGUGGAAGAUAGUUGCACUAUUUGGCCUGAGAUCCUUCUAGAGGACCCUUUGUUCAAGAUGAUUUCCUAG
Molecule: messenger RNA, 978 nt
Organism: Sphenostylis stenocarpa
Lineage: Eukaryota; Viridiplantae; Streptophyta; Magnoliopsida; Fabales; Fabaceae
Source: the annotation of a GenBank genome assembly